ACGUAGGUUUACACUGUUGGCGAGUUGUACCGCCCAGCAUCUUUCGACGGGUGUUGAAACAUGGAGUAAAUCGUGAGUUCGACUGAAUGAUUCAUCCCAAGACUGACCUGAUCCUGACUGAAUGGGUGGGACAUCAAAUGAAAGAUGUAUCGUCUGGUCCCGUCUCCAAAUACGAGAAGCGCCAUUUGCCUAUUUUUCUUGAUCGGUGCAAUGCUGAGUGUUAACCACGUACUGAUAUACAAACAUGCCGCACGACACAAUCACGUCUUACGAUCGAAGAGAGACGUAGAACGGCAAAUCAGUUUGGUUAUGUCCACCUCAUUGGUCACUGAAAAUAUUACCAUAGCAACUGGAACAAACAAAUCUGUUGUAACAAAUAUCAAACAUUAUGCCAAAGACAUAAAAAAUAAUGUUCCUGAAGGAAAUAGUCACCAAACUGGUUCUCCAAAGACUUUAGAUAUAAAGGUCUAUGGUAAAAACGAAUUGCAUUUUAAACCACUGCCGAACAUAACACAGUUUGGCAAAAUUGAAAGUGAAAAGAAUGAACCCAAAUCCCACAAAAAUAUGGACGGGAACAAGAACAGGAACAAGAUCAGGAUUAAUCUGACGACCAACAGCAAUAAGAACAAAAAUUUCACACAGCAUGUGAAGCCACGGUGCCGAGACCUUAUAGCUGGAAACACGAGUCAAAUACAAGAGGCCAUACUGUACGGCGAGGCGCAUCCCUACAAGCCAUCACUGCCAUAUACUCAUAUGACCAGGAACUGUACCAGGUUCUUAAACCAGAGAGGCUACAUCAUGGACGUUAGUGCUGAGGAGACUGAGUUCCCUCUUGCAUUUAGCAUACUGAUGUACAAAGACGUGGAGCAAGUGGAGAGGCUCCUCAGAGCCAUUUAUAGGCCAUCUAAUUACUAUUGUGUACACGUGGACAAGAAGAUGUAUGAGGCAGACUUCAGUGCUAUUAAAGCUGUUGUGGAUUGUCUGCCCAAUGUGUUUCUAGCAUCUGUGCGGAUCAAUGUGAGGUGGGGAACAUAUUCUGUUCUGAAAGCGGAUGUAAAAUGCAUGAAGGACCUGUGGGCGUAUCCUUCCUGGAGGUAUUUUAUAAACCUGUCUGGUACUGAGUUUCCUCUCAAAACAAACCGUGAGAUUGUCAGGAUUCUGAAGACCCUGAGAGGUGCCAAUAUAGUUGAUGCCGAGAAAGAAGUGGAAAAGUGGAAGCGCAUUCGAUGGGGUCGAGCAGGACCGCCUCCAGUCGGAAUCAACCUACACAAGGGAAAUACUCACGUCCUAGUGUCCAGGGAGUUUGUCGGCUAUGCGUUACACAGCCCAGUUGUCCACAAGUUUAAAAUAUGGCUGAGAAAGACAAGGAUACCAGACGAGACGUUCUUUCCUUCGUUAAACCACAGCCCCCUAUUAAGGAUCCCCGGCUCGUUUUUAGGUGACGACUGUGCCACAGAUUACGACAGUAAACCUUACAUUGCUCGAUUCAAAAACUGGGGACCGAACGCUCCUGAAAGAUCCUUUGCUUGGCCAUGUCACGGGAAGCGCGUGCGUGAAAUCUGCAUUUUUGGCGUGGGUGAUCUCCCUUUGUUGACGACACGCCGAGAACUGUUUGCAAAUAAGUUUUAUAUAAACUAUCAGAACCAGACACUGGACUGUAUGGAAGAAUGGCUGUCUGAAAAGAUCAGGGAAGAGCAAGCAGGCCGGGCACAUCUUAAUGUAACUUUCUAUGAACAAAUGCCAAACCUGAAAUACAUAUGCAGACAAAACUGUACUGUACUAUAAUUGUAUAAAGAAGAUCGUAUCAGGUUCGAUCCACCCAUGAUUUGUUCCCACCAGUUUGCUGCAGGCAGGAAGGAAAUGGUGCUACCCGAAUAAGGUACAAAACGUCGCCUUUCAAAAUGUCCGGUAAAUUUGACAUUAAUAACUUUCAGAAAUCAAUGUCGCUGGCAUAGGAUAUGGAAUUGACGUCUUACAAUGGCAGCCAUGUUGUAUGUUUCGUGUAAGUUCAUCGGCUAUGCCACCAGUUAUUUUAGUUCUCUAAGCUCAUCACAGCGACAUAUGACCGGCGUCGUGGUGGAACCUGUAUGCAUUGAGGAUAUCGGCACAUAUUGCUGCAACAGCUGUUUGUUGACAUUUUGCUUUUUUCUAAUACAAUUCUUUAAACAUUACCAGAGAACAGAAAUGCCUAAUGUCUGUGUAUCAUCACAAAACAUUAAUCUUGAUCAAGUAAUGAAAUGAAGAUAGCCGUUCGGCAAAGUCCGGCGGGCGUCGAAGUCCUGUACAUUCAUUGUUUGAUAAUAUGUGACUGUAAAUAUACUAGGCGUCAUUAAUAAAGGGUCACAUGAUA
Molecule: messenger RNA, 2350 nt
Organism: Haliotis rubra (blacklip abalone)
Lineage: Eukaryota; Metazoa; Mollusca; Gastropoda; Lepetellida; Haliotidae
Product: beta-1,3-galactosyl-O-glycosyl-glycoprotein beta-1,6-N-acetylglucosaminyltransferase-like
Exons: 4
Coding region: 145-1785 (546 amino acids)
Cellular component (GO): membrane
Molecular function (GO): acetylglucosaminyltransferase activity
Source: RefSeq, a predicted model, not a curated record